Molecule: messenger RNA, 757 nt
Organism: Sinocyclocheilus rhinocerous
Lineage: Eukaryota; Metazoa; Chordata; Actinopteri; Cypriniformes; Cyprinidae
Product: WW domain-binding protein 4-like
Exons: 8
Coding region: 134-757 (207 amino acids)
Biological process (GO): mRNA splicing, via spliceosome
Cellular component (GO): nucleus; precatalytic spliceosome
Molecular function (GO): zinc ion binding; protein binding; RNA binding
Source: RefSeq, a predicted model, not a curated record
UUAGUCGAGCUUUUCCUGCGUCGAGGUUCGUCGCGCCGUCAGUGACGUCAUUUUGAAGUGCCAGCAGUGAGCGUGUAGAUUUCAGUAAAACAUCUACGAACCUUCAUGGGAUUUGAAGUUUUCAUCCUUCAACAUGACUGAAUACUGGAAGUCUCAGCCGAAGAAGUUCUGUCAGUACUGCAAAUGCUGGAUCGCGGAUAAUAAACCCAGUGUCGAGUUCCACGAGAGAGGAAAGAAUCACAAAGAAAAUGUUGCGGCCAAAAUCGCAGAGAUUAAGAAGAAAAGUGUGGCGAAGGCUAAGCAGGAGCAGAAGAUGUCAAAGGAGUUUGCAGCGAUGGAGGAAGCGGCUCUGAAGGCGUAUGAGGAGGAUCUGAAGAGGCUGGCGGGUCAGUCGUCAGGUGAGAGUGUGGCUCUGUCUGAAGCUCCUGCUAAAACGCAGAAAAAACCCAAGAAACUCAAAGCGAGCGUCCCGUCAGAGAGCAGCGGCGGCGGCCGGCCGGAUGUCUGGCUGAGAGGAACCACAAACAACGGCCUGGAGUAUUUCUACAACACCGUCACUGGAGAGUCUCAGUGGGAGAAACCUGACGGGUUUAUGGACGAGAGCUCGUCAUCGGCCAUGGGACAAACACAGGAUCCGUCAGGCGGUGCGUGGAUGGAGGCCGUGAGUCCUGAUGGAUACAUGUACUACAUUCAGUCUGUGAGUCAGUCUGCGAGUCUGCAAGUCUACGAGUCUGUCUGCGAGUCUACGAGUCUGUAA